This is a messenger RNA of Aaosphaeria arxii CBS 175.79, 833 nucleotides long. RefSeq lists its product as uncharacterized. The transcript is spliced from 2 exons. The coding region runs from base 82 to 534 and encodes 150 amino acids. The record is from RefSeq and is a predicted model, not a curated record. NCBI's taxonomy places the organism in Eukaryota, Fungi, Ascomycota, Dothideomycetes, Pleosporales.
AUUCAACAGCCGCACAGCACACCCUCAAAACCACCACUCGACGCGUCAAAUCCCACCUCCAAAACCCUCACAUCCUCUCCAAUGGCCGAUCCAUCGCCAAACCCCCCUCCCACGGCGGAGCCCACCCUCAACGGCGAGCCCACCCCAACAACCACAGCACCAGACCUCUCAUCCGCACCACCAACCCUCCCCGCCGCAGACAUCGAAAUGAAAGACUCACCCGAAGUCCAGCAACCCCCAACACCCCACAACCAAACGCCGCAACCUCCCUCCCAGGCGGCGCUCACCCCGCAACCUGCGCCCGUCCAGACCUCAACAUCUGCGCGGAACUCUCCCCAUCCUAGUUCUGGUCCGCAGGCUCCUCCCACGCAUGCGAUUCCCCAUGGCAGUCCUACGAGGGUUUAUCUGAACCAGAAUGUCACGCCGCAUUUGUUGGAGGCUAUGAAGCAUUUGAUUACGAUUGAGCCUGAGAAGCCGUUGAAGUGGCUCAGCGAAUUUCUCGCGCAGAAGAGUUUGGAGAUUGAAGGGCCGUGAGAGGAUUGAACGAUAUAGCAUGCAUGAGAAUAUUUCAGAAGUACUACUGGAGCCAGCGGAACGUUGGUUCUAGACUGGUAGGUCGGAGCACAGAGAGAAGCUUUGCUGGGAGUGGAUGAAGCAGUAUCAAAGUGGACGCACGGCGGAAGGGCAGCGUCUAUACAUGGGCGCGUACGAGGUCACUGCAAAAGAGAUACCCAAUGAUUGUAGGGAAACGAUAAAAGUCACAUUUCUUCACGAUACAAAUAAACACGAGCAUUGAAAAGUCAGGGUAUGGUGCUUUUAUUCAUUCCAGCCAU